AUGAACGUGAUACGCAAAUGCUAUCGAGAGCUCUUCGGCGCAUUCGGGCCCUCUCUUUUUGAUUCACCCUCGGUGUCGCAGGUGCCUGGUCCCGUUAUUGCGGCCUUGCAGCAGUGCCAUCAGUCUGCCGCCCAGGCUCCAGGGGGCCACACUGGCAUUGUGAGAGUCCGAGGCAAGCGAGCGGUGCGCAUACCUGGAGGGGUGAUGAAACUGGUUGCUAGUACCUGUCCAGAACAGUUCACUAGACAAAGUGCUCUGUUUGAGCGCCCUGAGUCAGGUUUACCAGCUGGGUUGCUAGUUUCACCAUGCCUUAUACAGGUUGUCCGGGGUACAGUGUACGUCCCAGUGGUUAAUGUUGGGACCACCGAGGUUCUCCUUUACCCACGGACUAGUCUGGGCGUCUUGAAUGCCGCCCAGGUUGUCAGCCUGCCUGCAGGUGUAACUGAGGAGAGGUCAACCUUGGCAACUGUCUCCUCCCAUACAGUUGCCCCCUCCGUGUCAGAUAGGUUAGAGUCACUAGAUCUGUCUGAAUUGACUGAGCAUGAGCAAGCCAGUGUAAACUCUCUAAUACGCAAGUAUCAAUCCGUCUUUUCAACCCAUGAAGGCGACUUGGGCUGCACCAACCUCCUGUCCCAUGACAUACCUCUGCUCGAUGAUGUCCCUGUCCGGCAGAGGUACCGGCGUAUCCCUCCCUCAGAGUACGAAGCAGUGAAGGUUCACAUUAAUCAGCUGCUGGAGUCCCGGGUCAUUAGGGAGAGCAGUAGUCCAUAUGCAUCACCCAUAGUAUUGGUAAGGAAAAAGGAUGGGAACCUGCGCUUGUGCCUGGAUUAUCGCCUCCUUAACAGUAAGACCAGAAAGGAUGCAUUUCCUCUGCCUCGCAUCGAGGAGAGCUUGGAUGCACUCUCUGGGGCUUGCUGGUUUUCCACCCUCGAUCUGGCCAGUGGUUACAACCAGGUCCCUAUGGCAGAACAGGACCGACCCAAAACUGCAUUCUGUACACCAUUUGGCCUUUUCGAGUUCAAUCGCAUGCCUUUUGGCUUGUGUAAUGCCCCAAGCACUUUCCAGCGUCUGAUGCAGAGGAUGUUUGGUAACGAGCAGGGUCAGUCCUUGCUACUUUAUCUGGAUGAUAUUAUUGUCUUCUCCUCCUCUGUUGAACAACAUCUGCAGAGGCUGGAAAUAGUGCUUGGUCGGCUCCAAAAGGAAGGCCUAAAAGCAAAGCUCGAAAAGUGUGCAUUCUUUCGACGGGAGGUUGGUUACUUGGGGCAUGUCAUCACAAGCCAGGGAGUCUCCACAGACCCCAAGAAAAUCGAGGCUGUGGCUAAUUGGCAGCGCCCCCGUCACAUAUCGGAACUGCGCUCCUUUUUGGGUUUCGCCAGCUACUACCGUCGCUUUGUAGAGGGUUUUGCAAAGCUGGCUGGCCCGCUGCAUAAACUAGUGGCCGAGCUGGCAGUUACCAAGUCCAAGAAGGGGCCAGGCCAAACUUUGGGUGCUGCAUGGACACCUCAGUGUGAGGCGAGCUUUGAGGCCUUGAAAUCAAAGUUGGUCUCGUCCCCAGUGCUAAUAUAUGCCGACUUUUCGCGGCCUUUCAUUUUAGAAAUUGACGCCAGCUAUAGUGGGCUUGGGGCUGUCCUCUGACAGCAGACUGACAAUGGCGUGAAACCUGUGGCCUAUGCAAGCAGAGGCCUUCGGCCCACCGAGCGCAACAUGUCGAACUAUAGUUCCAUGAAGCUGGAAUUCCUUGCACUCAAGUGGGCCAUGACGGAGAAGUUCCGGGAGUAUUUGUUGGGGCAUAAGUGCCUUGUCUAUACCGACAACAACCUGUUGAGCUAUCUCCAAUCAGCUAAAUUGGGGGCCACAGAGCAACGAUGGGCCGCUCAGUUGGCCGACUUUGACUUUGCCAUCAAGUAUCGUUCAGGUCGCAGCAACAGGAACGCUGAUGCGCUCUCACGGCAGUAUGUUUCUGGCUCCCAUUUAGUUGCUCAUGUCUUGCCUGGCACUUCAGUCCCCCUAGGCUUUCAGCAAGGGCCACACCCAGAUCCGUUGAUGUCUGCAACUCAGUCCCUUGUCUCAGCUCUUCUCCAUCCCAUCUCUACAUCUGAUCUUCAUUCCUUGCAGCAGGAUGAUCCCUUUCUAAAAGAGCUGUUUGUGUUUUGGCGACGGAAAGCGCCGCCUACCUUGGCUGAAAAGCAACAAUUGUCCAAGCCAGUCAUGGCGAUUUUGCGCCAAUGGGACCGCCUAGUGGAGAAAGAUGGGGUUCUUCUCCGCUGAGUCUUCCGCCCAACGGGGGGAGAGGAGUCUCUCCAGUUAAUCUUGCCUGCAGUUCUCAAGCAGGAGACCUUGAACCAGCUUCACCAAGAGCACGGCCACCAGGGCAUCGAGCGGACUACAGAAUUGGUCCGACAGCGCUGCUAUUGGCCAGGAAUGUCUUCAGACAUAAAGAAUUGGGUCCAAGAGUGUGAGCGCUGCCAGGUCGCUAAGGACUCGGGCCACGUGCCACAUAGUUUUAUGGGCCACCUGCUUGCCUCUCGACCCAAUGAGAUCGUGGCCAUCGAUUUCACGCUGUUGGAACCUUCCAGGAACGGGUUUGAAAAUGUCCUGGUAAUGACAGAUGUGUUUAGUAAGUUUACCGUAGCUGUCCCUACACGGGAUCAACGAGCCUCCACUGUGGCUCAGGUCUUGGUUCAUGAGUGGUUUUAUAAGUUUGGUGUUCCGGGCCGCCUUCACUCGGACCAAGGAAGGAACUUCGAGAGUUCUUUGAUUCACCAGCUCUGCUCGUUGUACGGUGUCACAAAAUCCCGUACUACCCUAUACCACCCUGCGGGUAAUGGUCAAUGCGAGCGGUUUAAUAGAACUCUUCAUAACCUCCUUCGUACCCUGCCAGUAUCACAGAAACGGGAUUGGGCCUCUUGUCUGUCCCAGGUGCUGUUUUGUUACAACACCACACCUCAUCAGGGCACUGGUGAGUCGCCCUUCUUUCUAAUGUUUGGACAGGAACCUCGGCUUCCUGUGGACUUCCUCCUGGGUCGAGUUCAGGAUCCAGUACCUGGCGAGGUGCAGGACUGGGUGGUGGAACAUCAAGCUCGACUCAGAGUUGCUUUUGAGGGUGCUCGUGAACGGUUGUUGGCUGCUGCUAACAAAAGGAAAGAGCGGCAUGAUCAGCAGGUCCGAGAUCUACCUUUCACAGUAGGCAAAUUAGUGUACCUGAGGGACCACGGUGUUAGAGGUCGUCAUAAAAUCCAAGACCUUUGGAAUUCCGUGGUCUACCAAGUUGUGAAGCCCCCCUGCAGUGAUGGAGCAGUUUACACGGUUGCCCCUGUGAACGUUCAUCGGGACAUGUUAAAGGCUGUGGUCCAGCAGGAGGUUACCAAUCCCCCACCUAAGAUGCCCUCUACGCCGUCUUUGGUGGCACGGGAUGAUGAUUCCUCUAGUGCCGGAGACUUAUGGGUCUUGGUUCCUGAAACCUUUUUCCCACAGUCUGCAGUGGUUCCAAGUACCAUGCGUCUUGACAGCCCUCCUGUCAUGAUCCCAUUGCAGACCAGGCCCAUUCUGGCAACACCUCCUGCUUUUAGAGGUUCCUCACCGCCAGCUCCUUCAUGGUCCCCAACUGAACAACCAAGUCCCAGGCAGCUGGCUCUGCGUAGAUCUGCUCGUUCCACGGCAGGCCACCAUCCGAAUGUCCAUCGUCUUCCUCGGCCCGCAGAUCACCAGGACCAUGUUGCCAAUAGACCUCCAGGCCCGGUGUCUAACUCCCAGUUGGCCAUUUUUAGACCUUGGUGUUAG
Molecule: messenger RNA, 3780 nt
Organism: Hippoglossus stenolepis (Pacific halibut)
Lineage: Eukaryota; Metazoa; Chordata; Actinopteri; Pleuronectiformes; Pleuronectidae
Product: retrovirus-related Pol polyprotein from transposon 412
Biological process (GO): DNA integration
Molecular function (GO): nucleic acid binding
Source: RefSeq, a predicted model, not a curated record